AAGAAUGACUGGCGUAUAGAUGUCUCCCAUCCAUUGAUUAGUUCGGAUUCUUAAAGCUUUGCCCCAUGAGUGAUUGACGAUCGCACAGGUUGUCCCGCCCCGACCAGCCCAAACAGCAUCCGAGUUUUCCAAUGGACACAAAAGCUUGUGGUUAAUCAAAGAUCUGCAGUUAUUAAUAGCACACACACAAAGUUAAAGGUUGCUGGCAGAUCGAGGGUUCCUACACACGGAAGCAGCAACUGAGGAGUGAAAUGUGAAUCUGAGGACAAAUCUCGCUGCAAAUUGCCAACUAAAGACGAUAGCACCAGCGUUUUACCUUUCUUGAUCAGCACAACACCUUAUUCACACUUCUGAACUUGCGGGAAUAAAUGGAGCUUUAUGGAAAGAUGGCAUCUACACAAGAUUCACGAUAUGGCCAGAAGGAAACAGCUGACCAGAACUUCGACUACAUGUUCAAAUUACUGAUCAUUGGCAACAGUAGUGUUGGGAAAACUUCAUUUCUCUUCCGCUAUGCUGAUGAUUCCUUUACAUCUGCCUUUGUAAGCACUGUAGGUAUUGACUUCAAAGUAAAGACAGUCUACAGAAAUGAAAAACGGAUCAAGUUGCAAAUUUGGGACACAGCUGGACAGGAACGUUACAGGACAAUCACCACAGCUUAUUACCGUGGUGCUAUGGGUUUUAUCCUAAUGUACGACAUCACAAAUGAAGAAUCCUUCAACGCUGUGCAGGACUGGUCAACCCAAAUCAAGACAUACUCCUGGGAUAAUGCUCAGGUUAUACUGGUUGGCAACAAAUGUGACAUGGAAGAUGAAAGGAUAGUAUCUAUGGAGAGAGGAAAACAGCUGGCAGAUCAACUUGGCUUUGAAUUUUUCGAAACCAGCGCCAAGGAUAACAUUAAUGUAAAGCAAACAUUUGAACGCCUUGUUGACAUCAUAUGUGAGAAGAUGUCCGAGAGUUUGGAUACAGACCCUACUGUUGCUGCAGGAAAACAAAACACAAAACUCACAGAGAACCCUCCUCCACAGCAGCAAAACUGCGGUUGUUAGUGACUUGUCCACAGAUUUAUGGAGGCAAUCAAAUUGUGUCUACAUUGCAAAGAUUAGUCCUUAGUUAUUAGUCUAUGAAAAUGUUACUGUAUGGCCUCUAUAUAAUAUUAAACAAACCAAUCUUUAUUUAUUUUUUGCUAGUCUGUGCACAGUACCGUUUCCCAAUACCUUUUGCAUUAAAACUGACAUUUAGCCAACCUUUACUUAUAUUGGUAUUGGUUCUGCAAUUUUUCUGUAGAUUCAAGGUUUGUGUGACUGUUAACAGGAACAAUGGGUUCCCAGGCUCAAUGUACUGCAUUUAUAACUUACUUAGAUCUCCCUGCUUACUAGAUUUAUGUGGCCUUUCAAGCAUUCCCUCAAUGAUAAAUUAAUGAUAAAUAGCUUAUCCUCAGUCUGCACAAAACUGUGAACUCAGCAACAGAAAUAUAUUAAUUUAAGUCACUGAGUUGUUAGCUUGAUUAUUUGUAUCAGUAUCCUGUGUAUAAGCAUCCAUGUGUCACUUAAAGGAGAAAUUACCAAUGAUAGAUUUCCUUGAUUAACAAUACGUAUUUGAAAAUAAAGGUUUUGGAACAUAUUUGCUAGCAGUCUCAGGCUACAGUUAUACUAUCAUAUUUUUGUUGAUGUGAAUAAAUUGCCUGUGUGUAUUGACAUGAAAAUGCAAUGUAUAACUGCAGAGGCAGGUCCUGAUCUGCAGAGCCACCUUUUGCAAGACCACCUGCAGUAGGCCAUCUCACACCACUCAUGAAUCAGAUUGUGAUAUAGCUCCAUUGUGACAUGAAACUGUGUUCAAAGAUGCUCGGAUAGUCUGUUGGAUCUCUGGGAUAUUCAGAGACUUGAAACUAAGUUGUUCAAAUGUUAAGAGAAGGCAGACGCUAGUGACACUCUCUUAUAACAUUAAAUAUUACCAAGAGAGCAGAGUGCACAUUUCCAGAGUUCUGUCCUGGUAGACACAAUGCAAGUUAUAGCCAGCAGUUGGAGCCUGCAGUGUGACUUUGGUUUUGGUAGCUGCAUUUUACAAUCUACAGCUACUUGUUUCAGCAACCAGCCUCAUUUAUAAUUAUUUGUCAUUUACCACUGUAGAGGGAGUCAUGAAUAUAAAUCUCUUUAAAACAUCAUGCCCCACAGCAAUCUUGAAGAUAAGUUGUAUCCACUGAGAAUGUUCAUCAUUUUCAAGAUUCUGCAUAAAAUUUUACUGCUAAUUUGCCAUUUUAUGGUAGUUCACAAAUCUCAGAAGAGUGUUUUGCCAGCAUUUAGACCACAUCAGUAAAACUAAUUACAAAGGUAACUAUUUUUAGCUGCAAAAAAUGAUGUAUUCUGUAAUGUGUAAUAUUAAAUGUAACAAGAGUUA
Molecule: messenger RNA, 2394 nt
Organism: Carcharodon carcharias (great white shark)
Lineage: Eukaryota; Metazoa; Chordata; Chondrichthyes; Lamniformes; Lamnidae
Gene: rab3c
Product: RAB3C, member RAS oncogene family
Exons: 6
Coding region: 369-1046 (225 amino acids)
Biological process (GO): protein secretion; regulation of exocytosis; protein localization to plasma membrane
Cellular component (GO): synaptic vesicle; plasma membrane; endosome
Molecular function (GO): GTPase activity; GTP binding
Source: RefSeq, a predicted model, not a curated record